CACAUGAAAAUCUCCAACUCCAGUACCAUCACUGGGUUCAUCCUCCUGGGCUUCCCUUGCUCCAAGGAGGGACAAAUCCUCCUCUUUCUGCUUUUCUUAAUCAUCUACCUCCUGACCCUCAUGGGCAAUGGUGCCAUCAUCUGCGCUGUACGCUGGGAUCAGAGACUCCACACCCCCAUGUACAUCCUGCUUGCCAACUUCUCCUUCCUGGAGAUCUGGUAUGUCACCUCCACUGUCCCCAACAUGUUGGCCAACUUCCUCUCUGACACCAAGGUCAUCUCCUUCUCUGGCUGCUUUCUCCAAUUUUACUUUUUCUUCUCCUUGGGUUCUACAGAAUGCUUUUUCCUGGCUAUUAUGGCAUUUGACCGAUACCUUGCCAUCUGCCGGCCUCUGCACUACCCGACCAUCAUGACAAGACGCCUCUGCACCAAUCUUGUGAUUGGCUGCUGGGUAUUUGGUUUCCUCUGGUUCCUGGUUCCCAUCAUCCUCAUCUCCCAAAUGUCCUUCUGUGGAUCCAGGAUCAUUGACCACUUCCUCUGUGACCCGGGCCCUCUAUUAGGACUCACCUGUACCAGAGCCCCUAUAAUAGAGAUGACUAGCUCUACCUUAAGUUCUUUGCUUUUGUUUAUUCCCUUUCUCUUCAUCAUGGGGUCCUAUGCUUUGGUCCUACAAGCUGUACUGAGGGUCCCUUCAGCAUCUGGACAAAAAGCUUUUUCCACCUGUGGGUCCCAUCUGGCAGUUGUUUCUCUUUUUUAUGGCUCAGUGAUAGUCAUGUAUGUGAGCCCUACAUCAGAGCAUGAUGCUGGAAUGCAAAAGAUAGUCACUUUGUUUUAUUCUGUAGUGACUCCACUCAUUAACCCAGUGAUCUAUAGUCUAAGGAACACAGAUAUGAAACACGCUAUGAACAAAUUACUGGGAACAUAA
This is a messenger RNA of Sorex araneus (European shrew), 924 nucleotides long. Its product is annotated as olfactory receptor 11G2-like. Lineage: Eukaryota; Metazoa; Chordata; Mammalia; Eulipotyphla; Soricidae. Gene Ontology annotation, biological process: G protein-coupled receptor signaling pathway. The record is from RefSeq and is a predicted model, not a curated record. Gene Ontology annotation, molecular function: G protein-coupled receptor activity; olfactory receptor activity. Gene Ontology annotation, cellular component: membrane.